Molecule: messenger RNA, 3809 nt
Organism: Solea senegalensis (Senegalese sole)
Lineage: Eukaryota; Metazoa; Chordata; Actinopteri; Pleuronectiformes; Soleidae
Gene: lrrc75bb
Product: leucine rich repeat containing 75Bb
Exons: 4
Coding region: 311-1435 (374 amino acids)
Source: RefSeq, a predicted model, not a curated record
GAGCAGGGCAGGGAUGUGAUUGGCUGAGGGAAACACCAGCUCUGAAUGAGGCAGAGGAUGCCGGAGCGCCCGUGCAGCCAGUGAGUUCAUAGGCUGGUGCAAAGAGGGGACGUCGCUUUAUUCUAGUAAAGCUGCCGUUAUCACAGUCCUACCUGGAAACUGAAAAAAAAAGAAAGAAAGAAAAAGAAACACUCUUGUACUGAGGGUAGAUGCAUAUUCCUGCUCGUCCCAGUGUGAUGUUCCGGCUGCAUGAAUGUUGUAAAAUCCCUCUCACCACCACCACUUGCACAGACACGUCCUCUCAGGAGUGAUGGGCUCCAAGUUGACCAGACAGAGAAGUCUCGAUUUUGAGAGCAAACUGUCCAAGAGGAGACGCCAGACAAAUGACGUCCCCGCAGACAGCGAGACAAGUGGAGCAGAGAGCAGAGACGUGUUGUUUACCUCUUUGAUGCUCAAGUCCGACAAGAUACCAGGGAUGCUGCGUAAAAGCAACCAGAGCCCGUAUGUCAGACGCGUGGCGUGGAUCCGGGAAAUCCAGAGGCUUUUUCGGGAGCAAAAAAGGGAGCAAGCAGCUGAGGUGCUAAAACUGCUGAGGAAGGACUUGGGCCUCCAGGGGUCUUCACUCAACGACAUCUUGUACAAGAAUGCAGCUUUCCUCAACCUGGUCGACCCCAUUUCCCACGAGCUGCUGCUCAGUCUGGCCCGAGACCUGCAAUGUCCAAAAAGGGAGACUCACUCCUUCAAGUCCACCAACAAGAUCUGCCGCCAGCUGCUGUACCACCUGACCCCUCACUCCAAGUGGACGAGGCACAGCGUGCCCAGGAGAAAGUCUCAGGCUUGUCUGAAGAGCACACUGAAGAGGAAACUGUCAGGAGACGUGGUCAACCUCUCUGGCAUCCCACUGUCAGGCCGAGACGUCCACCGCGUGGCCUUAUACCUCCAGAGCAGCAGCGACGCGGUGUCCACCUUGGACCUGAGCUUCACUGAGCUCCGGGACGAGAACUUCCGGCUGCUGCUGCCUCACCUCAGCUGCCUGCCCAAACUCGCCAUACUCGCCGUCAACGGCAACCGUCUGACGGUGGCCAUCUUGAAGGACCUGACGGACACAGUUAAAGACCCAAAGAAGUUCCCCAGCCUGGCCUGGAUCGACCUGGGCAACAAUGUGGACAUCUUCACCGUGCCACAGCCGCUGCUCGUAGCCCUGCGGCGACGCUUCGGCUUACGCAGCAGCCUGCCCACGAUUUAUGAGUACAGCGAGGUGCCGGCAUUCAGUCGCUACAUCCCAAACAUGGAGACCUCUGUGGAGGAGCCCAGUCUGUAUGAGGAAGAAGACGAUAGAGAGGAGGAGGAGGUGGACAGGCUGGAGCUUCAGGCCUGGGGCUUCAGAGAAGAAGAUGUGCCAAAAAGUGUGCCACUGCACUUCUGUGGGAGGUGAUCGCCCAGAGAUACUUCUUCUUUUGUUUUUUUAGACUGGCAGCUCCUUAUAUUCCCCUGUAUCAGCUCACCCUGACUGUAGCCUCCUGUGUUCACAGUGGUCUGUGUGGCAGAAAGUGACGCACACUCCUGAAAAUAACUUUAAAAUAAGUACCUGUGUUGUGUUCCCCUAUAUGGAUGCUCUGACGGCUGAAAUAAAGCAGUGUGAUGCAGACAGAGGCCAUUGUUUGUUCAGACUGAUUGAUUUCUCCUUUAUUUAUCCUGGCGAAGUUGGACUGAGCUGAGCAGUUUUUCUGUUUCCCAUUGUUCUGUGUUUCUGAAGUUUUGUGCUGUCACACCUUAAUGCUUCCACCGGAGCAGCUGGGGGUUAAGUGCCUUGCAAAAAGGCACCGCAGCAGUAGCAGUCAAGAACAGGGGGGAGUGUUAUUAACUCAGUCUUCGAAUGCUUUUUCUAUCGAGUCUCCCAUCUGUAACAACUUCUCCCCCACUGCCCUGUUUUCUGUGAAAAUGUCUGAGUAAAUCAAAGCAACGAAGUUACAAGAAAUAUUCCACUUAAGAAAUCAAUUUCAGCUGAUGUUCUUGCUUUGAUGUGCGGCAACGCCUGAGACCAGCUAGUAAAUGGACACGUGUACACUGCGUUUUUACAACUGCACUGUAAUUAUGUUUUUCUUUUUCUGUCGGGAUGCAGCAUGUAUUCAGGAGUGAAAUGAGGGAAGUUAAGCACGAUGAACACAUUUUCAUUUCAAGUCCAAGCAGUUUCAGCUGCUGAUGAGCCGGUCACUGCCUCUAUCAGGUCUACUUAUAGACCAUUUCAGUCACAGAUGGUAAAUAGGAGAUCUGGGGGUUUUUACCUCCGGCAAAUAGGACGAGUCCCAGAUUUAAAAAAUGUGUCCUCUGGUGGUUCAUGAAUGAUUCUAUUUAUGAAUCAGACCAUGAGCGAGAAAAGAUGCCCAAUCUGGUUUUAAUGGCACACACUGAACAUUACAAGCAGCACUUUUUUUUCUCCUUCUACAGUCUGCAUAUUAAUCUUCUACGACAUAUUAGUAUUAGGGCCGGACUGAAGAUUGUUAAUCUUUGGAGAAUAAAGUCGUCACAAAUAAAGAAAUACUUCAUAUUAUUUUUAGCAUCAGGACUGAAAAGAUUGUGCAAGAAACUGAGUCUGUUUGGAAGAAAGAAUCACAAACUUGGAGAAAAGCAUCUUUACUGUGGACUGGAGGAGGAAAUGGCUGGUCGUGGUCGACUGUGUGCUGCUGCUAUUUAAUAAUAAUACAUUAGAUAAUGAUAGAAAAGAAUCUCAUGAUAUUACGACUUAAUUCUCAUAAAAUUAUGACUGUGAAAAAUACUAGAAUAUUACUUUAUUCUGGAAAUGUUUUUAUUUCUCUCUCUUGAGUUUGGCCUUAAUACGCCAUCGUAAAUCUUCAAUCUAGCAUGAAUACAUAUAUUUUUAACUUAUAUGUAGGUGUCAUGUUUUUGCGCGUUCUUCUUCUUCUUGUCGCCACUGUGGCUUUUCUGCCUCCUUCAUUUCUUCUUUCCCAUUUGCUUUGUUCUUUUAUUUGGCAUUUAUUUAAUCUCGUGCACCCCGAGUGGAUGGAUUUGUAUAAGUGUAUGUAUGUUUUUAUUUUUAUUUGUUAUUAUUGUUAUUGUAUUAAGUGGACAUGACUGUUCACUGCAAUGUCAGACGCCCUCAGACGCAACACAUGCUCAUAUAUUAGGGCCCCAGAGGUCUCAGACCACUCAUCCAUGCACUUGGAAAAAUUAAAAAUGGUCUCAGACAUUUGGAGCCCAUUGUAUUUAUUUAUUAAUAUGACAUAACAUAUGCCAAUAAAAUAAAGAUUCAUUCUAGGGGGAAACAUGUGGAGGCAUCUCUGCAAGAUCCUGCAUAUAGAUGUUUAAUUCUCCUCGGUUUUGUUCAGCGAAAAUUGGUUUAUUUGAGUUAACAGAAAUGUUAAUGGACAGGGUGUUUGUGUGUGUGUACAUACUGUAUGUUGGUGUGUCUGUGAGAGUUAGAGUGUGUGUCUGUGUGCAAGAGGCUGCUCUGGAUAUGCAGAGUAAAUGACUACCUUUGAUCAUAGAAAUGAAAUGUUUACUCAUUUGCACUUUAAGGAAAACUCCUUUCCUGUUUCUGUCGCGCACUGUUGGUGUACAGUUUGAAUGAAAAUAAUAAAGUCUCAAUCGAAGUCUUUCCGAAUAAUAAUAACAAGUUUCUUUGUUUGUGUUCGUUAAAAACAUACUGAAUUUUGCAGUUUGUAUAAAUCACUGCCAUGACAAAAAAAAAAAACACUGGUAAAUGUAUUUGCUGAACUGCUUUGCCUGCUCUUGCUUCAAAAUUAAAGAUUAUUUAAAUAACUUUUUUGUGAUCUUUUCCUUUUAUAAUG